This is a messenger RNA of Ostrinia nubilalis (European corn borer), 511 nucleotides long. It is a transcript of the gene Muted, whose product is annotated as biogenesis of lysosome-related organelles complex 1 subunit 5. The coding region runs from base 128 to 511 and encodes 127 amino acids. The record is from RefSeq and is a predicted model, not a curated record. Lineage: Eukaryota; Metazoa; Arthropoda; Insecta; Lepidoptera; Crambidae. The transcript has 4 exons. Gene Ontology annotation, cellular component: BLOC-1 complex; transport vesicle.
GACGGAGCUGUCACGAGGUUUGUGCCAAUUUUAAUUUUAUAAAAAGUUAAUUUCGUGGGAAGAAGUUGGUGAAGUCUGGUCGAGACUGUUUGACCACCGUCCUUUUCUAAAUGGUGAAAUAAAGUUUAUGGUGAAAGAGUUUGAGGAGAAGCGAGGAGAUCGUGAAGUAGAAAACUUGUUUUCCAUACUUGAGAAAUUGACAGAAAUAAAAGACAACCAAGUUGAAAAAAUAAGCAAAAGCGCUGAACAUUCACUACCUGUUCUGAAUGAAAAACUUGAGCAAGCACUGCAACUUUGUGACAAUAUUGAAAAAGAGUACUUAGAAGUGCACAAAGACUGUGAACAAAGAAGAAUUCAAAAACGUGAAAAGCGGCAAAAAGAAUGGGAUCAAUUCAUUGAUGAUAUGAACUUUAAGUGCAAGAGAAUUGACAACGCAUUUGAAGAAAAAGAAGAAGAAUUGAGGGAUUUGUACGCAGAUUUAAAUCACAAGUUAAACAUAGCCAAUAACUAA